AUGUAUUCCUAUUACUGCUGUAAGAGGGAGGAGUCCGUGAAAGGGGAGGAGGAGGAACCAGAGCUGUCCACCAUGUCUCCUUCGCACCCCCUGGCUCUGUCAGCUCCCCCGACGCCGCCCACCCCGGAGCGUUACAGUGACGAACCAGAGACAUACCCGCCUACCUUCCUGACCGAGGCCAACGGGCCCGCUAGCUUCACGCCGCCACCGCCACUGCGUCGGUGCCAGCGGGCGCACGGCUUCUGCCCGGCGUGCGCCCGCUGCACGUUGCCCUUCUACCUGCACCACCCGGAGCAUCUCUGCAACGGAGGGCGACUGGGCGGUGGGUACCGCAGCGUGCACCAGGACCUGGAUAUGCCCGCUGACCUGGCCGGGUUCUACCGCAAGCUGGACCUCCUCCGCUCCGUGGCCACACGAGAGGUGGUCACACGCAGCGUCAGCACCGACGUGUAG
Phyllopteryx taeniolatus (common seadragon) is the source of this 453-nucleotide messenger RNA. Its product is annotated as protein FAM163B-like. The record is from RefSeq and is a predicted model, not a curated record. The transcript has 2 exons. NCBI's taxonomy places the organism in Eukaryota, Metazoa, Chordata, Actinopteri, Syngnathiformes, Syngnathidae. The coding region runs from base 1 to 453 and encodes 150 amino acids.